GAGGGAGGAAGAGCGAUGCGCUCAGGGACAGCGCCGGGAGUCGCUAGAGGGAGGUGUGGGACCGGCGAGGAGGGGGCUUCACGAGGGAGGGUGCUGGCAGGCGGAGGGAGCAGCGGGAGGAGGCGCCGAGGGAGGAGACGCAGGCCUGGGGACGGCAGAGGCAGCUUCGCCCCAGCCCAGCGCUCUGCCUCCCGCCGCGCCGUCUCCAAGCCUCUCGGCCCGUGGGGAGCGCGAGGCCGCCGCCGCCGCCGCCGCCGCCCGCGGGAGGGAGGGAGCCGAGCCCGGGCGCGCACGCUCGGCCGAGCCCCGGCGCGCCCCGCGCCCGCGCCUGCUGACAGCUGCAGCUGGGCGCGAGCUGUGCGCUCCGGCCGCAGCGGCCUCGGCCCCUCCGCACUCCGCCCUCCGCCCGCUCGGACUCCUUCCCCUCCCCGCCUCUACCCCUCCUACCCUGUCCGGGGUGCGGAUCGUUUCGCAACUGCUCGCCUCUCGCCCCGGGUCCAGCUGCUUUUCCCGAUCUCGGCUCCCACUUGAGUACUUCCAUUUGGGGAAAGGGGCUGCAAAGGGGUCGGGAGAGAGAUACAGAGGAAAGAGCGAGGCCCGUAGCGGAGAGUCGGAAGGCUUGUGGGCAAGGGGACCCACGCCACCCUUUCUGGUCAUCUCCCUCUCCGCCCCGCCCCUACGCACACUCCUUCGCGGACGAGCUACUUUCGGACGAGCAAAGUGAGGCCGGCCCUGGGUGACAGCGCCGCGGGGCCAGUCCCGGGGAAGCCGCGCGUCUGCUCUCCUGUCGUCCGUCGCGCUCCCCACCAGAGCUCAGCCCGCACCGAGGAUGGCUUCGACCACCACCUGCACCAGGUUCACCGACGAGUAUCAGCUUUUCGAGGAGCUCGGAAAGGGGGCGUUCUCAGUGGUGAGAAGAUGUAUGAAAAUCCCAACUGGACAAGAGUUUGCUGCCAAAAUUAUCAACACCAAAAAGCUUUCUGCUAGGGAUCAUCAGAAACUGGAAAGGGAAGCUAGAAUCUGCCGUCUUUUGAAACACCCCAACAUUGUGAGACUUCAUGACAGCAUAUCAGAAGAGGGCUUCCAUUACUUGGUGUUUGAUUUAGUUACUGGAGGCGAACUAUUUGAAGACAUAGUGGCAAGAGAAUAUUACAGCGAAGCUGAUGCGAGUCAUUGUAUACAGCAGAUUCUAGAAAGUGUAAAUCAUUGUCACCUAAAUGGCAUAGUUCACAGGGACCUGAAGCCUGAGAAUUUGCUUUUAGCUAGCAAAUCCAAGGGAGCAGCUGUGAAACUGGCUGACUUUGGCUUAGCAAUAGAAGUGCAAGGAGACCAGCAGGCAUGGUUUGGUUUUGCUGGUACACCUGGAUAUCUCUCUCCAGAAGUUUUGCGCAAAGAUCCUUAUGGGAAGCCUGUGGAUAUGUGGGCAUGUGGUGUCAUUCUAUACAUUCUGCUGGUGGGGUAUCCACCCUUCUGGGAUGAAGACCAACACAGACUCUAUCAGCAGAUCAAGGCUGGCGCUUAUGAUUUUCCAUCACCAGAAUGGGACACAGUGACACCUGAAGCCAAAGACCUCAUCAACAAAAUGCUUACCAUCAACCCUGCCAAACGCAUUACAGCCUCAGAGGCACUGAAACACCCAUGGAUCUGUCAACGUUCUACUGUUGCUUCUAUGAUGCACAGACAGGAGACUGUAGACUGCUUGAAGAAAUUUAAUGCUAGACGGAAACUUAAGGGCGCCAUCUUGACAACUAUGUUGGCUACAAGGAAUUUUUCAGCAGCCAAGAGUUUGUUGAAAAAACCAGAUGGAGUAAAGGAGCCCCAAACUACUGUAAUCCACAACCCUGAUGGAAACAAGGAGUCAACUGAAAGUUCAAAUACAACAAUUGAGGAUGAAGAUGUGAAAGCACGGAAGCAAGAGAUUAUCAAAGUCACUGAACAGCUGAUUGAAGCUAUCAACAAUGGGGACUUUGAAGCUUACACAAAAAUCUGUGACCCAGGCCUUACUGCCUUUGAGCCUGAGGCAUUGGGUAACUUGGUGGAGGGAAUGGACUUUCACCGGUUCUACUUUGAAAAUGCUUUGUCCAAAAGCAAUAAGCCCAUCCACACGAUCAUCCUGAACCCUCACGUCCACCUGGUAGGGGACGAUGCUGCCUGCAUAGCGUACAUUAGGCUCACACAGUACAUGGAUGGCAGUGGAAUGCCAAAGACAAUGCAGUCGGAAGAGACCCGUGUGUGGCACCGCCGGGAUGGAAAGUGGCAGAACGUUCAUUUUCAUCGCUCGGGGUCACCGACAGUACCCAUCAAGCCACAGUGUAUUCCAAAUGGGAAAGAAAACUCAGGAGGCACCUCUUUGUGGCAAAACAUCUAAGGCCUGAAAACCAUUCACAUACGGGUCUUCUAAUUAUCAACAGUGCCACUCCUGCAUUCUCUGUUCUCAAGGCACCUAGAGGUCACCCUGGGCCGUCCUCUCUCCUCUUCAUGCAUGUUUCUGAGUGCAUGAAGUUGUGAAGGUCCUACAUGUAAAGCAUAUGUGAUACAUCAUCUUAUCAUAUAUUCCUUCCUACAUUGUUUACACUUCAACUACCAGGAUGGGAUGUUCCAUGCAAACUUAAAUUACUGUUGGAGAAUAAUUGGGGGAGAUCAGACAAAAAAAAAUUCACAAUAUUCCAAAUAAAACCUAUUCAUCAAGUUUCUUUGUUUAUGCCAAGAUUUAACAGAAUUUUAAAAAAUGUUCUCCAAAUGACAGUUUGUAAGAGAAAUGUAAAUUUUUUUAGAUCUCUUUGCUGUUAAUCUGUUUUUUUUUUUUCUUUAAGGCAAAAAAUAUAUAUACCUUCAGUUUCCUGUUGUGAUCCUGGUUGAAAUGGAUGAUUUUUCUCUGAAUGUUUUUGUGUUGAACAAUGAAAGUGGGCUGAUAUGUGGGCAAAAUCACAUGAAUAUAGACGCAAGAAUCACUUGGUGUGUUACCAUCAAAGCCAUGUUGGUUUUGGUCAAACUGUGUAAACUGGAAACGUUCACAUCAUUGUGAGUUUGAUCACUGUAGGAUAGACUCACACCAUUCUGGUGAAUUGACUGAGUUUCCCCUCUGUCUCUCUUUCUCAUAUCUUCCAGCUUUCUUCAUUUUAUCCUACUUGUUUUACUCCUUAUGUUUGCUUCCUUUUUAUUUUUCAUUUGUUUUUCCAUUCUUUAUUUUCCUUUCUUUCUUUGGCUGGUAGUAUGUAAGGAAAAGAUUAAACAUGUAAUUUGCAUAGUAAAGGUAAAAUAAAAACCAAGGCCUUUGGAAGGACCUGAACUAGCACUUUUGAUUAUGUUCAGAGCCCACAAAACUUGUGAAGAGGACUUUGAGUAAAGAUUUUUGAAAUUCUGCUUGAGCUCCUGUUUGGAGUUAGGUAUUGUAACUGUGUGGGAGGUGUUAUAAGUAUUAAGGCUGUGUACCAUAAGUAAGGCCCUGCUGUAACUACCUUACUGCCUGGGAAGAUUGCCAGGAGAAUACAAAUCAAGAGCAGAUCAGGGUUUUGUGCAAAAGCACGUGUUUCCACCUCCUGCAAUGAGGGUCCUUCCUGCCUGUCACUAGCACUUUUCUAAAGUUAGAGAGCUUAGUCAUGUUUUUUCAUUCUCUUAAGUGUUUUGAACUUGAUCUUUGUGACUUGUGCUUUUUGAGCUUCUCUCUUGAGUCAGUAUCAUUAUCUUCCUCCAAGGAGUUAGGAUUUUCCAGUUUAAAACAAAAAGAAAAGGGAAAUGUCCCAGUUUUCUUUGUGCUUCACAUUUCUCCUUUGUAGAUUCAAUCCCCAUGAGGCUUUUUCUCUUCCCUGAAAUGCUUUAGAAUGCAUGGACUCUCCAGCAGCAUUGUUUUAACCAUAGAUACACUCCUCAGAAGCCUAUUUUUAAAGCAGAAGCAAAAAAAUACAAACAAAACAUCUUUUUCUCACACUUCACCUUUCUGUGUUGAUUACUAAUCACCUUAGGUAUUGUUGCUAGUGGAUGUAUGGUAGAUGGGUUGAAGCUUUUCUGAUAAUUAUUACACAAUUUAAAACAAUAUAUAUUUAAAAUGAAUAUAUACAGUAAAUGUAUUGAGCCAUGUUAACCUGCCAAUGAGAUCUGUGAAAAAGUAAUGGCCUCAGUUUCCCUUUAUAAUUUCUUUUACCUUUUUGUGAAGAGGCUAUAAGUGGCAUACAUGUAUUUAAAAAUAUAUAGGUAUAGAGUGUUUUUUUUUUACACUUUUAACUUAGCAUGUGGUGUUGAAGUAUUACUGUAGAUCAAGUUUGUCUUCCACACUACAAUGUGAGGAAAUUGUGAUUCGUUCUCUCCACCACAAUCGAAUUACACAUUUAUUACCUUCUAUCAUUUUGGAACACUGCAGUUUACCAUGGGACACUGUAUAUAUUUCUUGCCAUAAUGGUAAAUGACUGAUUGAUAUAUUUAAGAGUUAAUAAAUUUGUGAUUUCUGCUGA
Molecule: messenger RNA, 4448 nt
Organism: Castor canadensis (American beaver)
Lineage: Eukaryota; Metazoa; Chordata; Mammalia; Rodentia; Castoridae
Gene: Camk2d
Product: calcium/calmodulin dependent protein kinase II delta
Biological process (GO): protein phosphorylation
Molecular function (GO): ATP binding; calcium/calmodulin-dependent protein kinase activity; calmodulin binding
Source: RefSeq, a predicted model, not a curated record